Molecule: messenger RNA, 561 nt
Organism: Prunus avium (sweet cherry)
Lineage: Eukaryota; Viridiplantae; Streptophyta; Magnoliopsida; Rosales; Rosaceae
Source: RefSeq, a predicted model, not a curated record
AACCACUAUCAUAUCAUAUCAUAUCAUUGCUUUUUCCCAAAACCCAACAAACACAAACAAGGUCUGAACAGCUUUGUUGGUGAAUUGUAUAAAUUGGGAGGUGCUGGCUUUAUCAGAAUUAACAUUCAGUUUUGCAUAUAGAACUUGCCCUUUUGAAGACUGCUACAGAAGAUGGCAUUGGCAGGCACUCUCCUUCAUCUGCUUGUGAUCUUCUUGGGGUUUUCCCAACUUAUUAUCUGCUUGAAUGCCGUCCCAGUUACAAGAAUUGGAAGCCUUCAGGUUCAUCAAAUUGCAGGAAAUAACAAACUGGUAACCACAGAGAAUAAUUUUUAUGAGCAAACUAUUACUGAAAGAAUGGAUGUGGAGCUUCAUGACUACCCGGGAUCUGGAGCCAACAACCGCCACACUCCAAAGCCGCAAUUUGGAAGAUGUGUGGAUUGCUAGUUUUCUCCUGCUACUAUUGGUUUUGGCAUUUACAAUGUAAUGUUAUAUAUGGACUAUUGUAAACAAGAAUUUUGUUCUUAGAUCAUUCAUCAUUUGAGUUUAUUAUUAGGGCUAAAA